AUGGCCCUCACCGUGGUGCUGGUGCGCAUCCUGAACCCCGACGGCGACAGCAGCACGCGGACGGUCAUCAUCGCCUCGGCCUACUAUGACGAGGAGGAAAGUGAUUCCGCGGGGAAGAAGUUCUCAGGGUCGCUGCUGAACGCCCUGAUAUUUGUUUUGUGCAUCGCUGCGAUGACAUUCAUUCUGGUGCUCUUGUUCAAAUAUGGGUGCGUCAAUUGCAUCUAUUGCUACAUGGGCUUUGCUGUCAUCAAUAUAUUCUUCUUCAUGAUGGGCGCGAUGGUCAUCGAGCUCUUCCAGAGGGCAAACAUACACAUGGAUGCAGUCUCGCUGGCUUUCAUAUUGUACAAUUUUUCGAUUGUUGGAAUGCUUGGCCUGUUCUUCUGGCCGGCUCCUCUAUUUAUGAAGCAAGGCUACCUGGUGGUCAUCGGGGUACUGGUGGCCUACAUAUUUACGUUGAUACCGGAGUGGACGACCUGGGUGCUGCUGGUGUUCAUGGCGUUGUAUGACCUUGCCGCUGUGCUGGCGCCUGGAGGACCCCUGAAGGUGCUUGUAGAACUGGCAAUCGAGAGGCAGCAGGACAUCCCAGCACUUGUGUAUGAGGCCAGACCAGUGCGUGGUGCCGAACGUGGUUGGGGACACUACAGGAGGCGCUCAAGAGAGGAAACUACUGCUGUCACACUAUCAUCAGGACCAGUGCUGUCUAUUGGCCCUGUUGGUGAAGGGCUGGAGGACAAUUCACAGGGAAGCAGUGAGGUCGGUGCAGGCGAGCCGCAGGGCGCUGAUGAAGAUCCUGUUACUCCACUCGUUGGAGCUUCAGCUGCCACAAGCUGUGCAUCUUCAACUGGUUCCAACCACCGUAACCACAGGAGCCGAACGGGCAGUAGGGACUCAAGAAGUAGGCAUGAAGGCUCUGAUGUUGAGAGGGGCAGCCAAUCUGCUGCUGCACACAGCGUGCAGCCGCCGGUGCAGGCGCCUCCUGCUGCCAGGCGGGGUGGUGACGGGUCAGACGAUGAAGCGGCAUUCGAGCUCCCCGAUUCUCUGAAGUUGGGGCUUGGGGACUUCAUAUUUUACAGCGUCCUGGUUGGGCGGGCCGCGUUCUAUGACUUCAUGACUGUGUACGCUGCGUAUUUGGCGAUUGUGGCCGGACUUGGAAUGACGCUCUUGCUGCUGGCAGUGGCUCGCCGCGCCCUGCCUGCAUUGCCGUUCUCCAUCGUCCUCGGGGUGGCCUUCUACUUCCUCGCAAGAUUAGUGCUGGAGCCCGUCAUCGUGCCCCUCUCCCUGCAGCUGUCGCUUUUUUGA
Messenger RNA from Ostreobium quekettii, 1299 nucleotides. The record is from the annotation of a GenBank genome assembly. NCBI's taxonomy places the organism in Eukaryota, Viridiplantae, Chlorophyta, Ulvophyceae, Bryopsidales, Ostreobiaceae.